UAUCAUCUCUAGGUGUUUUCUCUGUGUGUAAAUUGCCAUAGACAGCUGUUACGUGGACUUUUACGUCGCCGCUAGGCGCUUGAGUAUAGAUAUGCCAGUGAAAAUGCUUUUAUUAUAUACGAACAAUUAUUAUACAGCGUAUGUUAUGGAUCUAGAGUGGUGAAAAUCAUAUUUGGCAUGCCUCAUAUUUUCAUACAGUCUCGGCCGGUGUACUUCAAUUAAAAUGAGCACGGGACGUCGCUCGAUUCCUUCGUCCAGAUCACAUCCGUCAUUCACUACGGCUACCCACGGCUACUCGCUAGGGUCGCACUCGUCCACUAGCGAUGGGGAAGCGCAGGGGAGAGGAAAGGAGGCUACCGGCACAAGAACCAAACGGCAAGCAGGCUUGUCAACAGAGCAAUAUUUGCCAUCAGGUGUUAGAAAUAAUGAAAUUGAGCAAGUGUGUGAUAAUAUCAAUGAGAAAUUAUCAGUUAAUGCCAUGACCUCGGAUAUAUCGAGUAGAUCAUCAAGGGACCAUUCCAUAUCAAAACUUCAUCAUGAAAAUCAAGCUUCGUUCAAUUCUGCAGAGCUGCAAAAACAUGAACGUUUAGGUCAAGGAAGUCAAGCAAAUGAAAGAACCAUGAUCCGUGGAAGAACAAGUAAAAGUCCAAUGAUAACACCAUGGCGGAAGUGCGCAUUGUGUAGUAUUGCGAUGAGAACUCAAACAGACUUUCUCAAACAUUUACGGGAUAAACAUUGUGCAAAAGAGGGUGGAUCAUUCGUUUGUCGUUAUGGACUUCAUGGUGUAUGCCCGACCCUGCCUGUGGAUGGAGUGAGUGACAUUGACUAUGAAUAUCAUGUUGCGAAGGAUCAUAUGAUGGAUGAAGCUUUUGCUAGUAAAUUAAAAUCUGCAGCUCGUAGUGACACUCUUCCUACGUCAACAGCUCCAUCAGUAGUCAGUGUUCAACAAAAAUGGACGCCCCUGUCCUCGGUGGUCAACUUACCUGCCGUCCUGAAUGACCCCAGAAAGGUCAGACGAGAAACAGAUUUCUUCACUAAGACCUGGGGCGAGGGCUUUGUGGACCACAGUGAAAUUCCUUCCUCUCCAUACGUCCCUCGCAUUUCUAGAAUCCACUUUGAGAAGUAUCUCAGGCAGGUGGCAUGUAAACUUCAUCAACAUAGAAGAGCGUCUGCAAUCAGCACCUCAUCACAAAGCGACGAUGAUAAUCAGAGCUCAAGUCUUGCCACUGGAAGUAGAGACUCAACGCCUGAAUUACAGCAAGUGCCAAAGAUGUUUUUCAGGAGCGAUUUUGCCCUUGAAAAUCAAGACACAUUUGAAGCUGUGUUACCAUGGUCACAGUUCAAAGGUCAGCAGUCUUCAAAGCUCCUACAAGAAAAGCUAAGCCACUAUCUUGACAUAGUAGAGGUUCAGAUAGCUCGUCAGAUCUCCAUGCGUUCCAAUGCCUUCUUCAGUGCAAUGGCAUCUCAUGACAAACUCCAAGAGGACCUAGUAGCAACCACAAAAGCAGUACAAGAACUCAGGGAAAAACUCAACAACAUAGACCAAGUAUUAGCUAAAGGAUCACUAGAAGUUUUGAGGUUAAAGAUAUCUAGAGUCAACUAUGUGAAAGUAUACAACAAGCUGAAGCUGAUGGCCACUGUCCAUCAAACUCAGCCCACCAUUCAACUGCUGCUGUCUAACUCUGAGUUUGUAGGAGCCCUCGAUCUCAUCUCCACCACUCAUGAGAUCUUAACUCAGGAGUUAGCAGGGAUUCAGAGCUUCAGGCAUCUGAGUUCUCAGCUGAUAGAGAUGGAGAAGCUGAUCGAUAAGAUGCUAUCUGAGGAGUUCACAAGGUUCACCUGUCAAGACCUUAAUCGACCUCUAGAUGACCCCACACCAACUCAAGAAGACAAGUUGUCAUCGGUUGUUUUGGGCAUGAUGCGACAAAGGAAAUUCAUCUUUCUGGAUGCUUAUAAAGAGGAAACUAAUGGUGCAAUCAAGGCAGCUAUCAAACAGACUGUUGUAGAAUCUGUAGCUGAGGCUGAUAAUGCUGAGAAUGAACUAACCCCAUCCAGUUUGUCGGAACAGAUGAGACUUCUCAACUUCUCACAAUGGCUGGAUCUCUUCAACAAAGUCUUCAUGAACCUCAUGAUACUGCUUACAAGAAUAGAGUACACACACAGCAUAAUGCAGAAGCUGGUCAACAUGGCUGCCGGCAAGACCAACGAUGAAGUGAAGAAGGUUGAGAAUGGUUCCGGUGAGGGUCAUACAGGGAUGAAUGGUAUAAGAUCGAGUCCUGUACAAUCUGAAGAACAGACUAGUGAUGAUGAGAGACUUGCAGAGAUUGAAGAAUGUAUGGAGGCUGAGGCAAUACUGCCCCAAGGUGACUUUCUGAUUGCACCUAAUGAACAUCAGAGAUUGACCGCUGGUUUAUUUGAUCUGAUGGGAUCGGUCUGUGACUACAUGCAUGACCGCUGUCUCAAACUACUCAUAGCUAGAGGAAAGGAUGGUUUCCUGGAGCGGCUGAGUUCCAGUGAGUUCCUAACACUCUCCAGGACUAUCAAGGUCUUUGUGAGUAACUGUGAUGAGAUCUGUGGCAGGAGGAGUACUUCACUCAUUGGAGGUCUACAGAAUCAGGCGGUAAAGUUUGUCAGUAGAUUUCAUGAUGAGAGGAAGAAUAAGCUUAGUUUGAUUCUGGAUAGUGAGAGAUGGAAACAGGCAGAGGUCCCAGCUGAACUUCAAGAUCUACUCAGUGCAUUCUCAGAUGGUACAAUAUCUCUGGAUCUCUUAGCCAAGACAGAUAUGGGAAAUGGAGGAGAAAGGAAACCUCUAGACUGUGUAGAAGUCAAUGGAAGCAAAUACGCUGUUGUUGGGACCGUAAUGUUACUCUUGAAGAUGGUAGCUGAGUAUUGUCAGUGUGUGAAAGACAUGCCUACAGCUACCAUGGAUCUUCUAACAAGACUCAUGGAACUCUUACAGAUGUUCAACUCCCGUUCUUGCCAACUCAUCCUGGGUGCCGGGGCCCUUCAGCUUGUAGGACUCAAGACCAUUACUACGAAAAAUCUUGCUCUUACAUCUCGAUGUUUGCAGCUGGUGGCAUUAUACAUUCCAAUCGUCAAGGAAUUCUUUACAGAACGGCUUUCAGUGAAGCAGCAGAACCUUCUCAAGAGCUUUGACAAAAUACUCAAGGAUUACAAUGACCAUGUUCAGGAGAUCUCGAGCAAGCUUGUAGCCAUCAUGGACGAUUCCUUCAGAUCAUGUCUCUCACAGUGGGAAGUGAAAGCUCCUGUACCCUCGUCGUGUUUCAGAGAGAUCUGUAAACGGAUCAGGAAGCUGUAUGAAGCCAUUGCUGAUCUUCUACCAUCAGAACAAGUCAAGGUGUUGUUCACUAGACUCAAUGCAUCAUUCAAGACCAGACUCAAAGAGCAGCUUUUUCAUCUCAAUGUUCAGAAUGAUGGAGGGCCAAAGCAGGGGUUGGUGACCUCUGACCUUGUAUUCUACACAGAGUUCAUCCAAUCAUUGGAUGGUCUUGGAGAGAUAGUGGAUAAUAUGAAUGAUAUAUGGUCGUGGAGGUAGCACUUCCAGUCAUCACGGCCGCCUUGUAAACCAUCUCCCAUAUCCUGGGCAUUUCUUCUAAAGUAAACUAUUGAUAUAUGUUUCUGUAAGUGGACUGAUCAUAGCCAUGUAACGGUCGUGGUGAUUUAAAACCUGUAUGUGUGACAUGUAACAGUAAACAGUAGGAAAGAGCAAUUCAGUUUGAUGACCAAUUGACCAGUAUGUCUUGAUUACCAAGUGCAUGUUGUAUUUUAUGUAGAUUUUGGCACCCGAUGAAACAGCCUCUGACAAGUCCCUAUUGGAAACCUAUUAAAGGGAUAGUUGAGUUCUGUUGCAAAAGAAUUUUUGUGUGAGAUAAUGAAAAACUGAGUGUCAAAUUUGAAAGAACAUAAUAUUUAAAUGA
This is a messenger RNA of Strongylocentrotus purpuratus (purple sea urchin), 3938 nucleotides long. RefSeq names its product vacuolar protein sorting-associated protein 54 (gene vps54). Gene Ontology annotation, cellular component: GARP complex. The record is from RefSeq and is a predicted model, not a curated record. The coding region runs from base 224 to 3556 and encodes 1110 amino acids. The transcript is spliced from 26 exons. Gene Ontology annotation, biological process: retrograde transport, endosome to Golgi; Golgi to vacuole transport. Gene Ontology annotation, molecular function: syntaxin binding. NCBI's taxonomy places the organism in Eukaryota, Metazoa, Echinodermata, Echinoidea, Camarodonta, Strongylocentrotidae.